Molecule: messenger RNA, 2406 nt
Organism: Leptosia nina
Lineage: Eukaryota; Metazoa; Arthropoda; Insecta; Lepidoptera; Pieridae
Source: the annotation of a GenBank genome assembly
AUGUCACGAAAACAUUCCGAAGCGAAGGUUAAUAGAAAAUGUAAAUGUAAAUUAAAAACUGUUCUCGAAUAUUUGAUCGCAGUUCCCGGUUGUUCAGGUGAUCUGGCCGCUGUAUCGUCAUUACCGGAAGAGUGGACCCCCGGUCAUGGUGGACCCACACUUUCAAAAUACCUUGAGCAACGCGAAAAUAAUCAUAAAGAAGUACUCACCAACAUAAAGAAGGAAGCCGACAUUGUCAACAAUGAAAUCGAUAGUAAAGUUCGCGAUAUUGCUGAAAUACUACUAGCCGAUAUCCGAAAACAUAAACAAGAUAUUGAAUGUUACGUAAAAGAAUCAGAGCCGGAUAGCGGUGUCCUAUCUGUCGAAAAGCGUAACGAGUGUUAUAAAAAAAUUACACAGGUGUUCUCAGUAUGGACACAAGCUCUUGCAAAUUUUAAAGGAGAAGCUCUAGCUUUUGAGAGGGAACGCAUUGAAGGUAUUAAAACGGUACUCAAAAAACAUUUUCAAAUCUUAGUGAAAGUUGGGCACAAGUCCCCUAAAGAUUUAUUGCAUGAAUUCGAUGGUCGUAUGUAUGUAAUAAACCAACAAUUAAUAAGCAAUUGCAGAGCGUACACGGAAUUAGAAGCGCAAUUGCGCAGUCAAGCCGACGCGUAUAUUGUUCGAAGUAGGUCUUCGCUUAAUGAAUUUUGUUUGGAAAAAGCUUCUUUUCUAAGGGGAAGAAGUGCUUUACCUUGGAUGAAUGAAACACAGCGUAAACGAUCAUCUAGUUUAGAAACGAAACUAAAAAAGUCUUCGGACGCUAUACCCUCGAGUCAAAACAUGGAAGGUUUUAAGGACUAUAUAUCACAAUUAGUUAAGGCGUAUAGAUCCGCUGUUCUACAACUGUGUGCUGAUUUUAGUGGCCAACUCAAUAAUUUGCAAGAAGAUUUCGAUAGAUACGCAUUUUUGGAAAAACCGCGCGUAUCAGUCUUAUCCAGGAUACAGAAAACGGUCGAUCGAGCUUUCAGGAAGUUUUCAGAUACGUUCUCUCAAAGUAAAGUUCGAGUAGAGAAAGUCUUACUUGACAUUACAUUUAACGAUGUCGUCCAUAUGCAGAAAAGUUUGUGUCACUUCGGUGAUCGAUUGCAGAGUACAUAUUUGAUAUUGCAUGACGCCGGAUAUCUGUGGGACGGUCAUAUGUUACGGUCAGCGCUCGUGCAAAAACUAAUGAUGACGGGAGUAGAGGAUAUGAUGACGUCGCAUGACGCAGUGGAAUUAGCCAAUGAAGUAGCGUUUAAUAUUGGCCUGGAACAAUUACGCGCUGCACCCGACUUAGAUAAAUUGCAACAACAAUUCGAUUUAUUAUCUAGUAUGCUAGAUCGUUUCGAAGAGAUAUAUCAUCAACACAAAGAGUUGGAAGUCAAAAAGCUAGAGGAGUACAUGAACUUACCUUCAAUUAUGUCUAAUAUCAUGCUUGCUGAAUAUGAAUGUUUCUUUGAGAAGUAUCCAAAGUGUCCUCUAAACUCGAACCAAAGUUUGAACAGUUCACCGGAUCUAGUCUCUCCGAGACGACAAACUUUAAUCUCGUUAAGAGCGCCUCUUCCGCGAGUAGUUUUACAAACGCAUCUACAAGAUGUGGCUCUGUAUAAUUGGAGAAACGGAUUCCUGGAGUCUUUGCAGAAUAAUGCUCCGUCAGUAACGGAUAACAUAAAUUGGCAAGCUCGAAGGUGGGUGGACGAGCACACAAUGCAGGUGAAUAUGCGUUACUCGCUAAAGCUCAUGUCACAUAGUGUGCGACUAGAACGCUUGAAGGCAGCCCGCGAAGUACGUUCAAACGAAUUAAAGUACCACGAACGCGUCAUUACAUCUCAUUUAAACGCAAUGAACGAUUUGAUAGACAGUCUUCCGAUGGAGAUAGCGGAGCACCUAAGUUUAGAUUCGCCUCAGCUAUAUCCUCUUCCUUAUUGGGUGAACAAGAUUCAGUUAGAUAUGGAUCAGAUGAUUGCCAGCGAUCCUGAUCCAGAAACGAAGAGAUUGAAGAUGAGUAGCUACGCGCCUAGGCUGGUGAUGUUUCGACGUCUUUUCGAAGAGUCUUUGGACGUGGCGAUGGAGGAGUAUAAGAAAAAUAUUCAGCAGCGGCUUCAAACAGUAAGGCUUUCAACGUUCCAGUUAAUUUCUCAGAUAAAGUUCCCGACAGAAGGUGGGACACACGUACCUUCAGAGGCAACAAAAUCGAUGUCUGCCAUUUUGAAGAUGUGUGACGCGUUUGAGCUGUGCGCUAACAAGAGUGUAGAUAUGGUGAAUCAUAGACGACAACAGCUAAUCUUGAUGGCGGAUCAGUUGCUGCAUCCUCUGACACGGUCUGUGGAAGAUGUCUUCAAGACAACUGAUAAAAAGAAGCCCACUAUGCCAACGAAGAAGAAGUAG